Molecule: messenger RNA, 1449 nt
Organism: Miscanthus lutarioriparius
Lineage: Eukaryota; Viridiplantae; Streptophyta; Magnoliopsida; Poales; Poaceae
Source: the annotation of a GenBank genome assembly
AUGGCGUUUCCAUUCUUGCUACAGCUACUCAUCAUCUCCACACUUGUCGUAUCGUUGUAUCUUAGGUUGUGGAGAUCAAUGAAUGGCUCGUUGCGCCCCAUAGACUGGCCAGUAGUUGGCGUUCUGCCGGGCCUCAUUUCUAGGCUCCACAACCUACACGACGAACUCACAGUCGUCCUUGCCGCCUCCGGCUGCAACUUCAAGGCACAAGGGCCACUAGGAAGUGGCAUGCGGUUCUUCAUUACCGCUGACCCGGCAAAUGUCCGGCACAUCUUCACCUCCAACCAUGCGAACUACCCCAAGGGCGAGGAGCUCGCCGAGAUCUUCGACAUCGUGAGCGGCAGCAUCCUCACCGUCGACGGCGAGGCCUGCCGCCAGCAGCGGGGGAUGUUCCAGAGGGUCCUGAGCAACCCACGGGUACUUGAGCUGAUGUCCCGUUGCUGCCGGGACAAGGUGGUGGAUGGCCUGCUCCCGUUCUUAACCCGCAUGGAGAGUGCCAGGACCCCGUUAGACAUGCAGGACCUGAUGACGAGGCUCAUAUUCGACCUCACUGCCACUCCGAUCUUCGGAGUGGACCCUGGUUGCCUAUCUGCCGACAUGCCAUCGAUUCAUGUCGCGGCCGCCAUGGACACGGUCAUGGAGGUCGGCCUUUUGCGGCACACUGUGCCGGCCUCCUGCUGGAAGGUGAUGAGACAGCUGAACCUUGGCCCGGAGAGGAAGCUGACCGUGGCGCACACACUGCUGCAUGGGUUCAUCACGGAGAUGAUGGAGAAGACGAGAGCCAGGUGCUCCGAUCGUGACGAGCUGGCCGCCGUGGACAUUCUUUCUGGUGACCCGGCAUACAGCAGCGACAAGGCCCUGCUGAGUAGGAUACUCAUCAACUACAUGAUCGCUGGCCGGGACACUGUUGGCACAACACUGCCGUGGGUUUUCUACAACCUCGCCAAGAAUCCCCGCGUCGUCUCCGGCAACAUGGUGUUCUUUGAGUCGGAGGAGACUAAAGAUCUAGUCUACCUUCAGGCAGCCUUGUUCGAGUCUCUGAGGCUGUACCCGCCAGGCCCGUUCGAGCGCAAGGUGGUGGUUGCCGAUGAUGUUCUCCCAAGCGGCCACCGGUUGUGCUCUGGCGAAACCAUCCUGAUCUCCAUCUAUUCCAUGGGCAGGAUGGAAGCCUUGUGGGAGAAGGAUUGCCAUGAGUACAGGCCCGAGAGGUGGCUCUCUGAAGAUGGCGGUAAGCUGCGGUAUGUGCCAUCUCACAAAUUCAUGGCUUUUAACUCAGGGCCGAGGAUGUGCCUUGGCAAGGACAUAGCAAUCACGCAGAUGAAGACAAUUGUUGCCGCCGUCAUAUGGAACUUCGAUUUGGAGCUGUUGGAAGGGCAGAGCAUCCAGCCCAAGCUGUCGUGUAUUCUACAAAUAAAGAACGGGCUCAAGAUGAAGGUUAAGAAGAGGUAG